This is a messenger RNA of Salpingoeca rosetta, 749 nucleotides long. RefSeq lists its product as uncharacterized. The record is from RefSeq and is a predicted model, not a curated record. NCBI's taxonomy places the organism in Eukaryota, Choanoflagellata, Craspedida, Salpingoecidae. Bases 134 to 382 code for a protein of 82 amino acids. The transcript is spliced from 3 exons.
AGAUAUUUGACAAUCCUCCAUUCACACGACCACCCAAUAUCACCAGCGACGAGUGAGAAGUGAAGCCACAGCCACACACCACAGCCACACACCACAGCCACACACCACAGCCACACGCCACCAUACAACAAAGAUGAGCGAGCAAGGAAAGUCGAGGACGGUGACGCUGCCGGAGGUGGUUCGCAACUUCGGUCCUGAGGAGUACGGCACCAUUGUUCUUGGGACGGCAGGCACUGCAUUCGCCGGUCAUUACAUCAGCAACCCUUAUGUGAAGAAGCACGCAAUGUGGGCGUCUGCGUUUAUUGGCUUCACCGGUGCGGCGUGUUUGGCCAUCCUCAACAAGACACAUGACUUGCUCGGUGACUCCGAGAAGAAGAACUGAGGCGGCGACUGCGUGCAUGUGUUCAUGUGUGUGUGUGUGAAACUGUGUUAAUGACAUGUUGUGACAGAGGCGCGUGCGGUGCUGUGUUCAGUGCUGCCUGUAGUUGAUGAGAGGAAAGGAGAGAGUGCGCUCUAUGUGUGUGAGCGUGUAUGCGUGCGUGUGGCUGCGUGGGUGCGCGUGAAAUCCCUGCUGUGUGUUCUGUGUAUGUGUGUGUGUAUGUGUGUGUGCAUGAUAUGAUUGCCAUUGUUGUUGUUGUUGUUUUGAGUGCCUGUUCGAGGUUGCUCCCCUUCUUUCUCCCCUCCACCCUGAGUGUGCCUUCCACUUGUGCUGUGCCACAAGUACAGAUACAAACCCAUUUACUUGUGUA